UUAAUGCAGUUCAUUGACCGUUUACAGUGAUGUGGUGUAGGUUGUGUUUUAGCCUUUUCAACGUUCGUCAAACAUCCCAGUGCAAUCACACACUGUAUGCAAUAUAAGCCAAUAUAUCUGGUAAGGAUGUAUCCGCACUCCACCGCAUAAAAAAAACGGACUGAGAGAGAGAGAGAGAGAGAGAGAGAGAGACAUUGUGUGAAACAAUAUGAUCUAGCAAUAUUUGAGGUCGCCUUCAAAUAGAAUGAUAUCUAGUGAUGGUUUGAAUGCGUUUAUUUAUUUAUUUUUUAAAUUGAUUUAUUUUUCCUUUUUUUUGAUGUAGUACAAAGUGUUGGCCACUAGCAUGAACUAACGACCUGUUGGAAGUUGUAGGAUCAACAAACGAGUAAAACAUGAGGAAGAAUCUAAACAGAUUCAAAGGGGCGAGUUAUACUUGAAACAUUGCUAAAUAAUCUCGUCAUAUAAACGUGUAGACUACAUUUAGGAAAUGUCCAACUGAUGUGAAACUAUUCUUUUUAAGAGGUGAAUCAAGUUUGUGAUUAAAUAGUUGUUGCAUGCCCCGGCCCCGCCUGUGUGGAGUUUGCAUGUUCUCCCCGUGCCUGCGUGGGUUUUCUCCGGGCACUCCGGUUUCCUCCCACAUCCCAAAAACAUGCAUUAAUUGGAGACUCUAAAUUGCCCGUAGGUGUGACUGUGAGUGCGAAUGGUUGUUUGUUUGUUUGUAUGUGCCCUGCGAUUGGCUGGCAACCAGUUCAGGGUGUACCCCGCCUCCUGCCCGAUGAUAGCUGGGAUAGGCUCCAGCACGCCCGCGACCCUAGUGAGGGGAAGCGGCUCAGAAAAUGGAUGGAUGGAUAGUUGUUGCAUGAAGUGAAUGAGAGGCAAAACGUGUUCCAGUUGCGAUCGAUUUAACGCCCUGCGAAUGAAAUGACCUGUCUAAAUGAGAAUAUUCACAGGCAUGAAUAGAGAGAUUUGUGUGUGUGUGUGUGUGUGUGUGUGUUUGUUUGUUUUUAUUUAUUUAUGUAUUUUUUUUUGCACAUUUCUGUCAUUGGCUGACGCUCACCUGUGCCGAUGACGUCAGCAGGGAGCCACCAUUGCAGGAAGUGGCAGUUUAUGGCACAAAAUAUGUGACACGAAUGCCUCGACCAGCAGCGAACACAGUUGAGGUCUCGUUUCUCUCUCUCUCUUUUUUCCGCCUUUUUAGCCGAGAGUAAGAAGUUUUGAAAGUUCACCUCGCUCAGUCUUCCACAGAGACCCCAAUGUUUUAGGUGCAGAGGAGGUCAGUGGACUGGGCCAAGGUGACAGAGGCAGUACACCAUGUCUCACACCCAGUCAGACGGCCGUGCGGGUGACCAGGUCCCUCUAAUUCUGGAGAGCCACUUUUCCACAGAACUUCAUAUAUCUGAACCAGGCGAUGAAUGCUGCCAGUCACAAAACUCCCCCACUGUCCGGCCUGAGGUGCGCAAAACCCAAGAGGAUGAACCUGACUUGCUGGAGGUGCCCCAGCAGCUGAUUUUGAGCACCCAAAGUGCAGUGGCGCUGAAGCUUGGCACUCAGCAGAUCAUCCCCAAAAACCUAGCCGUGGCCAGCCGGCCCAAAAACCGCCACCACACCACCGUGGUGACGUUCCCUGUGGGACUGGAGAAUACCAGUAACGGAUCCCGCAUCCGACACUCAGCCCAGGGCUCUGAUGUGAGCUGGGAGGACUAUGAUAGUGAUGGAGACGGCUUCGCUUUGAGGAGGAACCGCAGAAACAAGUCCUACAGAGCAGCAGUGACCAGCCUGGACAUUGAGGCUAUGGCGAGGGGGAAAGGGGCUGCAAAGGCACUAAAACCUCUGAAAGAAGGCAGAGCAUCCAGUCCAGGUGCAGCUCGCAGUCCUGGGAGGAAGCGAACCCUGGCUAGAAAGAGGAACCGUAAACAGCGUGGAUCAUUCAAAGAUGCAACGCCGUGCCUCUACCAGGAGAUCCGAGAGCGGGGUUUGCACUCUACCAACCAGGAUGAGCUACUGGACGACUUUGUAGUGGUGGAAGCUCCUGUCGAGGACCAGAGCAUCGUGGUGAAGAGCUACAGGCCAGCGCAGCUCACCUGGAGCCAGCUGCCACAGGUGAAGGACACCGGCAUACUGAAGAUGAUCUCGCCUCAAGAGAGAAAGAGACAAGAGGCAAUCUUUGAAAUAAUCACAUCAGAACAUUCAUACCUGCACAGCCUGGGUAUCCUGGUGCGACAUUUUAAGGAGAGUGAAGCUCUGAGGAAAACCAUGACGACCACAGAGCAUCACCACCUCUUCUCCAACAUCUCUGUUAUCCACCAAGUCAGCAAACGCUUUUUUGAGGAUCUUGAGCGGCGUCACUAUGACAACCCAGUCAUCCGGGACAUUAGCGACAUUGUCCAGAACCACGCCGCCCACCACUUUGAGCCGUACAUCGUCUACUGUUCCAAUGAGACCUUCCAGCAGAGGACGUUGCAGAAGCUCCUGAGCAGUAAUGGUGCGUUUAAGGACACCUUGAAGCAAAUUGAAGGGAGCAGUGAAUGUGGAGGCCUCCCAAUGAUCUCUUUUCUCAUCCUUCCCAUGCAACGUGUUACCAGACUGCCACUGCUGCUGGAUACAAUUUGCCAGAAGACUCCUGACAAGACCGCCGAGUACUUUGCUGCAGUCUGGGCGUUGCAUGCCAUCAGCAAGUUGGUCGGCAGCUGCAAUGACGGUGCACAGCGGAUGGAGAGGACGGAACAGAUGUACACCAUCCAGAAACAGAUGGAGUUUGGUAAAAUCAAGCCGUUUCCACUGGUGUCGUCGUCACGCUGGCUGAAGAAACGUGGCGAGCUGGCCAUCUGUGCUGAAGAGCUAAGCAUCUGGAGAGCGUUCAGUAACAGGAGCAAAUACCUGUUUCUCUUCAAUGAUGUACUUAUUGUCACCAAGAGGAAGAGUGAGGACAGCUUUGUGGUGAUGGACUACGCCACCCUGGAGAAUGUGGAGGUGGAGGUCAGCGAUGAAACAGACGGUCAGGCGUCGCCACUUGCCAAGAGCAGCUCCGGCCAAAAUCUGUCCUUCAAGCUGCUCAUGAGCAAGAACAGUGAGGGCCGACAAGAGCGUACCACCCUAGUGGCUGAGUCCAGGGUGGACCGGGCACGCUGGAUAGUCGCUCUCACCCAGCACAAGCAGACAGAGCUUUUCUCCUGCAAAGAGGGUCUGCCCCAGUACGAGGCCACCAAAGCCUACAUGCCCAAAGAGCCCGACGAGCUGGGCCUGAGGCAAGCCGAGCUCGUCAUCGUCCAGAGGAAGGAGGAUGACCCGAUGCUCCCAACAGGCUGGUGCUAUGGAGAGCGGAUGCGCGACGGUGAGAGAGGCUGGUUUCCUGCCAGCUGUGCCACAGAGAUCACCAAUCCCACGGCCAUAGAGGACAACAUGCAGCGGAUGAAGCGCCUCCGCAAAGAGACCAAUGUUUGAGAAUAGAAUUGGCUUGGAAAGCAUUCAUCCACAAAAACAUUUGUGAGGUCAGAGAGCUAACUUUCACACCAACCUCAUCCAAGCAUGCCUUUUCAUGGACCUUGCAGGCAGACGACUUGAUAGUCGGUGGUAAAUAGGAGGUACAGCCCAAUGCAAUUAUAUUCAUGACAAUGUAGUGCCUUCACCACACUUCACUUUGUCAAAGCCUUAUUCCCCCCAAAAAAUUUUAACUGAAAAUUCAACAACUAAGUUUUUUUAAGAUGCUUGAAAAUAAAACUAUCAUGUUUAAAAACAAAAACUUAUGGUGUUUGUUUAGAAUUUAAGGAAAAAAAUUAAGUUAGCUGUACAGUGGUGCCUUGAGAUGAGUUUGUGUGACCACAUAUUUUGAGGCACCUCUGUAUAAUAAAUGUCCUUCCAGAUGUACUGUAUACUAUGUGGGUUUCACCAGGGCCCACAGUUCGUUUCCAUCAAACCAAUCCUUUCCAUGUCAUUAGCGAUUUCCUAUUUUGGUUGCUGUAUUUAACUUGUGAUAGCAAUUAAGCCUAUAGUCUUUAUUUAAAAGCUGUUAUUUUAUGUAUGUUGAGCAACACUGCAAAUAUUGAAAUUUAUUUCUGACACUUAAUGCAUAAACAAUUCAACUCCA
This is a messenger RNA of Phyllopteryx taeniolatus (common seadragon), 4084 nucleotides long. RefSeq names its product Rho guanine nucleotide exchange factor (GEF) 16 (gene arhgef16). The transcript has 15 exons. The record is from RefSeq and is a predicted model, not a curated record. The coding region runs from base 1312 to 3441 and encodes 709 amino acids. Gene Ontology annotation, molecular function: guanyl-nucleotide exchange factor activity; protein binding. Gene Ontology annotation, biological process: activation of GTPase activity. Lineage: Eukaryota; Metazoa; Chordata; Actinopteri; Syngnathiformes; Syngnathidae.